Messenger RNA from Neofelis nebulosa (Clouded leopard), 4057 nucleotides. RefSeq names its product telomerase reverse transcriptase (gene TERT). The record is from RefSeq and is a predicted model, not a curated record. Gene Ontology annotation, molecular function: telomeric repeat DNA binding; telomerase RNA binding. The transcript has 16 exons. The coding region runs from base 12 to 3341 and encodes 1109 amino acids. Gene Ontology annotation, biological process: telomere maintenance via telomerase. Lineage: Eukaryota; Metazoa; Chordata; Mammalia; Carnivora; Felidae. Gene Ontology annotation, cellular component: telomerase catalytic core complex.
CCUCCCCGACCAUGCCGCGCGCGCCCAGGUGCAGAGCGGUGCGCGCCCUGCUGCGUGGCCGCUACCGCGAGGUGCUGCCCUUGGCUACCUUCAUGCGGCGCCUGGGGCCCCAAGGCCGGCGGCUCGUGCGGCGCGGGGACCCGGCGGCCUUCCGCGCGCUGGUGGCCCAGUGCCUGGUGUGCGUGCCCUGGGACGCGCGGCCGGCCCCCGUCGGCCCGUCCUUCCGCCAGGUGUCCUGCCUCAAGGAGCUGGUGGCCAGGGUGGUGCAGAGGCUCUGCGAACGCGGCGCCAGGAACGUGCUGGCGUUCGGCUUCGCCCUGCUGGACGGGGCCCGCGGCGGGCCGCCAGUGGCCUUCACGACCAGCGUGCGCAGCUACCUGCCCAACACGGUAACCGAGACCCUGCGCGGCAGCGGCGCCUGGGGGCUGCUGCUGCGCCGUGUGGGCGACGAUGUGCUCGCCCACCUGCUGACGCGCUGCGCGCUCUACCUUCUGGUGGCCCCGAGUUGCGCCUAUCAGGUGUGCGGGCCGCCGCUCUACGACCUCUGUGCACCUGCCGCCACUCGGCCCCUCGCCUCCUCCGGCCACCGGCCUGGGACCCGGAUGGACCUCAGACCCACGCGCCAGGCCCGAAACGCGGGCGCGAGGCGGCGUCGGGGCGGCGGCGGGAGCAGCCCGCCUCUAGCCAAGAGGCCCAGGCGCGACGUGACCCCAGAGCCGGAGCCACACAGGCCCUCUUCCCGGGCCCCCCCGGGCAGGGCCCACGGGCUGAGUGGCGGCGAACCUGGCGCAGUGACAUCUGCCAGGGCCGCCGCGGAGGCCAACUCCGGGGAGGGAGGGCCCCCUGGGACUCGGCUCACCUCCGCAGGCGCACAGCUGCCUCGGCCCCAGGGCUUGCCCCUAUCACACCUAUCACACCCUGAGACCAAGCACUUCCUCUACUGCCCGGGAGGCAAGGAGCGGCUGCGCCCCUCCUUCCCGCUCAGUGCCCUGCAGCCUAGCCUGACAGGGGCCCGGACACUCCUGGAGGCCAUCUUUCUGGGCUCGAAGUCUCCGCGGCCAGGGGCUGCCCGCAGGACUCGCCGCCUGCCCGCUCGCUACUGGCGGAUGCGGCCCCUGUUCCGAGAGCUGCUUGCCAACCACGCCCGGUGCCCCUACGACGCGCUCCUCAGGACGCACUGCCCGCUUCGAGCCCCGGCCCCUGCGGAGGGGUCUAGCGACCGGGCCGGCGGGGGGGCGGGCGGCUGCGCCCUGGGGCGGCCCCCGGGAGCCCCCGGAGGCCUGCUCCAGCUUCUCCGGCAGCACAGCAGCCCCUGGCAGGUGUACGCUUUCCUGCGGGCCUGCCUGUGCAGGCUCGUGCCCGCUGGACUCUGGGGCUCCCGGCACAACCGGCGCCGCUUCUUGAGGAACGUGAAGAAGUUCGUCUCCCUGGGGAAGCACGCCAAGCUCUCGCUGCAGGAGCUGACCUGGAAGAUGCGGGUGCAGGACUGUGCCUGGCUGCGCGGGAGCCCAGGGGCCCGCUGCGUCCCAGCUGCCGAACACCGCCGCAGAGAGGAGGUCCUGGCCAAGCUCCUGUGCUGGUUGAUGGGCACCUACGUGGUUGAGCUGCUCAAGUCCUUUUUCUACGUCACGGAAACCACAUUUCAGAAGAACCGGCUCUUCUUCUACCGGAAGACCAUCUGGAGCCGGUUGCAGACCAUAGGAACCAGACAACACUUCAAUAGUGUGCAUCUCCGAGAACUGUCAGAAGCAGAGGUCAGGAGACACCGGGAAGCCAGACCCACUCUGCUGACAUCCAAACUCCGCUUCCUCCCCAAGCCCAGUGGGCUUCGGCCAAUCGUGAACAUGGACUACGUUGUGGGAGCCAGAACGUUCCGCAGAGACAAGAAGGUCCGGCAUCUCACCUCGCAAGUGAAGAACCUGUUCAGUGUGCUGAACUACGAGCGGGCCCGGCGGCCCAGCCUCCUGGGGGCCUCUGUGCUGGGCAUGGACGACAUCCACAGGGCCUGGCGUAGCUUCGUGCUGCGCGUGCGGGCUCGGGACCCAGCGCCCCAGCUGUACUUUGUCAAGGUGGACGUGACGGGGGCCUACGACGCCCUCCCUCAGGACAAGCUGGUGGAGGUGAUUGCCAACGUGAUCAGGCCUCAAGAAAACACGUACUGCGUGCGCCAGUAUGCAGUGGUCCAGAGAACCGCCCAGGGGCACGUCCGCAAGUCCUUCAAAAGACACGUGUCCACCUUCGUGGACCUCCAGCCUUACAUGAGACAGUUCGUGGAGCAUCUACAGGAGACAAGCUCCCUGAGGGAUGCCGUGGUCAUCGAGCAGAGCUCCUCUCUGAACGAGACUGGCCACAGCCUUUUCCACCUCUUCCUGCGCCUGGUGCACAACCACGUCAUCAGGAUCGGGGGCAAGUCCUACGUGCAGUGUCAGGGGAUCCCCCAGGGCUCCAUCCUGUCCACUCUGCUCUGCAGCCUGUGCUACGGGGACAUGGAGAGCAGGCUGUUUUCCGGGAUCCAGCAGGACGGGGUGCUCCUGCGUCUGGUGGACGACUUCCUGCUGGUCACGCCUCACCUGGCGCAAGCCCAAGCCUUUCUCAGGACCCUGGUCAGCGGUGUUCCUGAGUAUGGCUGCACAGCCAACUUGCAGAAGACAGCAGUGAACUUCCCCGUGGACACCGGCGCCCCCGGCAGUGCGGCCCCCCUCCAGCUGCCCGCCCACUGCCUGUUCCCCUGGUGCGGUUUGCUGCUGGACACGCGGACCCUGGAGGUGUUCUGCGACUACUCCAGUUACGCCCAGACCUCCAUUCGCUCGAGCCUGACCUUCAGCCAGGGCACCAGGCCCGGGAGGAACAUGCGUCGCAAGCUGCUUGCGGUCAUGCGGCUGAAGUGCUGCGCUGUGUUUCUGGAUCUGCAGGUAAACAGCAUCCACACGGUUUAUACAAACAUUUACAAGAUUUUCUUGCUGCAGGCCUACAGGUUCCACGCGUGCGUGCUCCAGUUUCCGUUCAACCAGCCGGUGAGGAAGAACCCCUCCUUUUUCCUCCGUGUCAUCGCGGACACCGCGUCGCGCUGCUACUCCCUCCUGAAAGCCAAGAACACAGGGCUGUCCCUAGGGGCCAAGGGCGCCUCCGGCCCGUUUCCUUCCGAGGCCGCCCGGUGGCUCUGCCUGCACGCCUUCCUGCUCAAGCUGGCUCGUCACAGCGGCACCUACAGGUGUCUUCUGGGACCGCUCCGGGCGGCCAAAGCACAGCUGCGUCGGCAGCUCCCGAGAGUCACCCUGGAUGCCCUGGAGGCAGCAGCCUCCCCGGGCCUGCCCGCAGACUUCAGGACCAUCUUGGACUGAUGGCCCGUCCUCCUGGCAGGCCGGGGUGGGCUCCACGUGGCUCCACGUCACGGGUGGGGGGGGCCAGCUGACCAUGCACCGCUGGCCAGGCCGGUGCCCGUGUCCUUGUGGAAGAGAGCCCACCCACCACCAGCUAGUGAUUGGGGUCCUGUCCCUCAGCUGCUGACCAAAGGAGGGGGCAGGUGGGAGAACCUGGCUGGGGCGUCAGGCCUUCUGAAUAGAGCACGUCUCGACCUUUGUCACGCCCCCAUCGCACCCCCUGCUGUGGGGCAGCCCCAGUCUGGAGUGCGGGCGCAGAGAUGCAUGUGGGGUGCUCGGCGGUGGAUGUGGGCUCCUUCCCUGACCUGCGUCCAGAUGCAUGUCCCAUCGAGCUUUCUUCCUCAGAAGCCAAGGGCCCAGUCAGCUGUUUGAGACCCAUCCCUGCCCCUACCUGUGACCUUGCCCUGCCCCUCCCACCAUGCGCUGGCCUCCUGGAGCCUGAGUGUCUGGCACGCCCUGUCCACGGCCACCCCCACUUCCGGACUCUUCCCUGCUGGCCCUUGCUCAGCACACGGUGGCCCCAGGUUAUCCUGGGGGUGCUCCUCUGCGUGGCCUCCUACCUCUGCACCUGCCACCUCCCCUGUGACUCCUGGGGGCCACGGGAAGAACACUCAGCCCUUGUUCUCAUAGGUUUAAAUGUUCCCAUGUUUGCAUUAAAGCACACACUGUGUGAGGUA